This is a messenger RNA of Cicer arietinum (chickpea), 1886 nucleotides long. RefSeq names its product BRAP2 RING ZnF UBP domain-containing protein 1. Gene Ontology annotation, cellular component: cytoplasm. Gene Ontology annotation, biological process: Ras protein signal transduction; protein ubiquitination. NCBI's taxonomy places the organism in Eukaryota, Viridiplantae, Streptophyta, Magnoliopsida, Fabales, Fabaceae. The record is from RefSeq and is a predicted model, not a curated record. Gene Ontology annotation, molecular function: zinc ion binding; ubiquitin protein ligase activity.
AGUUAGAAAGAACCCGCGAAAGCCAAACCGACAAUAUAUUCUGAUUUUUACAUAUUGAACCCUUCCAUUUUCAAGUUUAACAAAUUUGGACACAAAGUGACACUUCUGAUCUAUAUUCUCCGUUCAGAGCGAGUCGCAAUGUUCUUUCUCCGAGUUCACUCAGUUGACGCCGAAAGCCCUGUUGAUCCCGAAACCGUCUUCUCAGCUCCCCAAUCUCAAAACCCUAAAUUCAGCGAACGCAGAGGCGUUCUCCACCUCUUCCGAACCGCUUCUCAAUCCUCUCUCCCAAACUCCAAUUCUCUUUCCUCUCAUCUUUUCAUCGUCGCCGUCCCCAAUUACCUCUCCUUCGAUGACUUCAUUCGAUUCUGUGGACCCCACCACCUCGAUCAAUUUCAUCGCCUUCUCUUCAUUAGGAACGAUGGGAUGGAAGAUCGGUAUAGCGUGUUGAUUGAGUUUGUUGAUCAGCUUGCUGCUGAUGGAUUUCAUAGUAAUUUCGAUGGGAAGAAGUUUUCUCCUGGCGAGGCAGAGAUAUGCCAUAUUUUGUUUUUGAUUUCCGUGGAAUACUCAGAAUGUGAAGAAGUUGCUGGAACUCCUCCUGCGGGUUUUACAGAAAUACCAACUUGCCCAGUUUGCCUUGAGAGACUGGACCCAGAUACAAGUGGAAUACUCACAACACUCUGUGACCAUUCAUUUCAAUGCCCUUGUGUCUCAAAGUGGACUUAUUUGUCUUGUCAGGUCUGCCGAUUCUGUCAGCAACAGGAUGAGAAGCCAACCUGUUUUAUUUGUGGAACAUUAGAUGAUGUCUGGGUUUGUAUGAUUUGUGGAUUUGUCGGAUGUGGAAGAUAUAAAGAAGGACAUGCUAUCCGGCAUUGGAAAGAUACUCAGCAUUGCUAUUCUCUUGAUUUUAGAACACAACAAAUUUGGGACUAUGUGGGUGACAAUUAUGUCCAUCGACUGAAUCAGGACCAAUCUAAAACUGAUAGCAAGUCGGAGGAGAUGCGUUUUCGCUGUAUGUCUCAGGAAGGGGAUUGUGGUACGUGUGAAUGUCAUGAAGAUUUAGAAGUUAGUGGGGCCUUCUUUAACAGCAAAGUUGAAGCGAUUGUGGAUGAAUACAACCGUCUUCUUACCUCUCAGUUGGAGACUCAAAGACAAUAUUAUGAAUCCUUACUAGUAGAGGCAAAAAGUAAAGCAGAAAGUUCCAUAUCUGAAGCUGUGGAGAAAGCUACAACUUCUGGAAUGCUGGAUAUCCAAAAUGAACUAGAAAAGUGUACAGAAGAAAGAAAUGCCGUUGCCGAGGUUAAUCGCAAUCUCAUAAAAAAUCAAGAAACCUGGCGAAAGAAGGUUAAAGAAGCUGAAGAGAGGGAAGCUGCAUCAAUAAAGUCGACGGAUGAGCGGAUUCUUGAUUUGGAGGAACAGAUAAGAGAUAUCAGGAUUUUUCUAGAAGCACAAAAAACAAUUGAGAAGAUGUCGGAUUCAAAUGGAAUAAAGGAGGGAACAGUCUUACCAAUGAUGGCUCAUGAACAAUCUUCUCCUGCCAAAAGCAAGAGAAACAAAAAGUCUGGUCGAAGGCGGCCUUAGUUGUAAUCACAACUAGAAUAUACAAGUUUUUGGAGGGAAUGGCAUUGAUACAAUGUUACUUUGUCAAGAGUCCAAAUACAUAUUCGAAAGUAUGGUGAUAGGGGUUGUUCACUGAUCCUUCUAGUUUUUAAGUAAUGAGAAAACGCAUUGUAAAUUUGAGAAUGAUAUUGGGAGGAAAAGUAAAUGAACCUUGGUAAAAUGAUAUUGGGAGGAAAACGCAUUCUAAUAGUUUUUUGGACUGGAUUUCUAACAUAUUUUAGUUACAAUUAGAAAAACUACGAUAACUGUUAAUUUUAGGGGAAAUUUUU